This is a messenger RNA of Funneliformis mosseae, 1962 nucleotides long. The record is from the annotation of a GenBank genome assembly. NCBI's taxonomy places the organism in Eukaryota, Fungi, Glomeromycota, Glomeromycetes, Glomerales, Glomeraceae.
AUGGUACAAAAAUCAUGCUUUCGUUGGAAUCCAAAGAAAAAGGUAAAAAACGAGAGUAAAGCAUUGCAACCCUCGAGCAAUGAGAUUUCUUCGCAACUAAAUGAUAAACUUGUAAAAGAUGGUGAUUCAAAUCCUAUAAAAAUAUCCACACCUGAUGAUGAGGUUAUGGAUCCAAAAGAUUCUAAUUUAAAACUAGAAAAAAUCAAUGAUGAUGACGAUGAAAAUUCCCUGCACCUUUUCAAGAGUGAUAAGAAAACGUUGACAAUAAAAGCGACUAAAAAAGUCUUUAAAAUGUCAUUGGAAGCUGCGGAACCAUUCUUUCCUUGGAUAAAGUCUGUAAACAUCAUAAUUGAUGAAAUUGUAAAUCUAUAUGAAAACGCAGAAUAUAAUGAGAAAACUUGUUUGGUACUGGUGGAAAGGGUUGAAUUAAUUGGUUUAUCAGUUAAAACUUUAACUCGUCGGAUGGAAGAGAAUUGUGAUAAGUUUCGGAAACAAACUUAUUAUCAUUCAUUUAUUAAAUUACAUAAGAUAUUAAGUGUCGUCAAGAGUUUCAUUGAAGAUGCAUCUCAAUUAAAAGGUUAUAGAAAAUUUAUACACGCUUCGGAUGUUAAAAAUAGAGCAAAUAUUUUAUUAACUCGAUUAGAAAGUAGCUGUAACGACUUGCAAUUUUCAAUAAUUAUUUCACAAGAAACAAAAGUUAGAGAGCAACAAACUUUAAGUGAAGACGUUGCUAAAAUGACAAAGUUUUUAAAAUCUUUAGAAACCGAAGGAGAAAGAACCAUUACCGCCGUAAACCGAGUAUAUGAAGAAGUUUUGGCAAUUUAUAAAAGUAUAUCCGAAAAUGCAAAAGAAGAAAAGAAAGUGUCACCAUCAAACCCGCAAAUUAUAUUUAAUGCCCCAACGAUAAAUCCAAAAGAUUUACAUGCUGAAGUCACAGAAAUUUCACAUGAAAACAUUUUACGCAGAAGAUUACGUAACACGAUACCGGUCGCUUGCAAGAUUUUAAAUGUUGCUGAUAACAAUUUAUCGGAGACAAAAAGGAUUACGGGAGAUGCUCGAUAUGAAGCGAAGAUUGCCAACUUCCAUCUAAGUAGAGAACAUCAUGAUCUGACUAUUCAAAUAAAAACUUACAGCACCAUAAUAAGAUGGUUGGCCCCCGAAAAAAUGCCCAAAGAUAAUCAACCUACUCACGUGAUGGACAAAAGACGAGAAACUUUUGACGCCUUCGAUCUUGACCAUUGCAAUGAUCAAGCGCCUAUUAUCAAAGGUUUUAUGAGAAUAAUCAAGAGUGCCUGGGCACAUGAGCGAGAACAACGACUUACCAUAAAGGAUAUAUAUCAAGAACUUGAUGAUUUGGUUCGAAUUCAUUCGCGUCGAAUACACCCAAAAAGGUCUUCCAGUUAUAUGUCACAAUCCGAACUUUCCACAAAUGACGAUUCCAAAUCAAAAACUUCAUCAGUUAACGAAUGCGAAGAUGAGGUGUUUGCGCUUGAACCAAUACUGUCACUUGAUGAAGCUAUAAAUGCUCACAAACGUGGAGAAAAAGAAAAAGCGUGGAAAUGCUUUGAGAUUCACGCAACAAUUGGUGAUCCGGUAGCGAUUUAUUGGCAGGCGUAUUAUUAUUCACAAGGUUAUGUCGUGAAAAAGAAUAUCAGUGAAGCCUUUAAACUUUAUAAGAAAGCAGCUGAUUCCAACGUACCUGAAGCCCAAUUUCAUUAUGCGAACGUUCUAUUAAGUAUGAAAAAACCAGAGUUUAUAAAUUAUCUCAUGAAAGCUGCUGACAAUGGUUAUGCUAUGGCUCAAUAUACCCUGGGUAACCUUUAUUUAAAUGGUCUUGAGGGUAUAGAGACAAAUAGAGAGAAAGGUUUACGAUACUUGGAAUCAGCUGCUUUACAAAACCAUUCGGAUGCAAUUAAGGAUCUAAAAAAAUUAAGUCCUGGUCUACUAGUAACCGCAGUAUAA